CCGGCUAUUAGUCAUAAAUAGAUCAAAUAUAAAUCUGACCCAACUCCAUCAAGGUCUGGACUCUGCAGCUGUGCCUCCUGAAGAAAGAAGAGCACAAUGGCGAGACUCCUCACCGCACUGGGUGUUCUGCUCACUCUGCACAUGGUUUCAUCCAAUAUGCUGGUGUGCCAUGUGACCAACUGGGCCCAGUACAGACCCAGCAGUGCCAAAUUCACCACAGACAACAUUGACCCCUUCCUGUGCACCCACGUCAUCUAUUCUCUGGCCACCAUCAACAGCUUCAACCAGAUCAGCGCCGUCGAGUGGAAUGAUGAGCAGCAGUAUGGGAGACUACAAAGCCUGAAGAAUGUCAAUCCUGCACUGAAGACUCUGCUGUCAGUCGGAGGAACAAACAAUGGAAUAAGCCCAUUCAUCGCCAUGGUCACCAAACCCGAGAGUCGUGCAGUCUUCAUCAAAUCUGCGAUCAGCUUCCUGCGCACCAAUAAUUUUGAUGGGCUAAACCUGGCCUGGGAAUAUCCAGGACACAAUGGCAGCCCGCAGGAGGACAAGGAGCGGUUCACCCAGCUGGUCAUGGAGCUGGCCAAGGCAUUUGAAGCUGAUGCCAAAGACAACAGGAAGACUAAGCUGAUGCUGUCAGCCAACGUUGCUGCAUUACGUCCCACCAUUGACGGAGCGUAUGAAGUCAGCAAGAUUGUACCUCAUUUAGACUUCAUCAAUGUCAUGACCUAUGACUACCACGGACACUGGGAGGCAGCGACCGGACACAACAGCCCGUUGUUCAUCAGCUCUGUGGACUCUGGCUCACAUAUUCAUCACAAUAUCAACUCCUCUGUAUCCCACUGGUUGCUGCUGGGAGCACCAGCUGAGAAGUUGCUGUUGGGUUUCCCCACCUUUGGGCGAACGUACCAUCUUAGCACCGCUGCUACCAGCCUGGGAGCACCAGCCGAUGGCCCUGCAGCUGCCGGCCCCUACACUCGCACUCCCGGCUUUUGGGCCUUCUACGAGAUCUGUAACUUCAUCUCCGGUGCUACAGUGGAAUGGAUCUCUGAGCAGGAAGUUCCAUAUGCUGUCUCUGGCUCUUCCUGGUUGGGCUAUGAUGACCUACGCAGCUUUUCUUCCAAGGUCCAGUGGAUGACUGCCUACAACCUGGGAGGUGCUCAUGUGUGGACCCUGGACAUGGAUGACUUUGGUGGAUCGUUCUGUUCAGAGGGGGCGUAUCCCCUUGUCAACCAUCUCAGAAUUUCUAUGGGCUUCCCCCCAAAGCCCACCACAACUCCAGCCCCCACCACUACCAGGGACCCCGUGGCUAACUUCUGCCGGGGCCUCCCCAAUGGCCUUUAUGAGAACUCUGCUGAUAAGACCACCUACUUCCAGUGCUUCCAGGGAAACACAUACCUGCACCACUGUCAGUCCGGUCUCAUCUACUGGGACUCCUGCAAGUGCUGCAACUGGCCCUGAGCCACAGAAACAUGAACCGCAAGCUAGAGUCCAUGAAUCUAUAAGACAUCAAAUUCUGUCUCAAUAAAAUCUUUUCACCUUU
Scophthalmus maximus (turbot) is the source of this 1540-nucleotide messenger RNA. RefSeq names its product chitinase, acidic.1 (gene chia.1). Gene Ontology annotation, cellular component: extracellular region. The transcript is spliced from 12 exons. The record is from RefSeq and is a predicted model, not a curated record. Lineage: Eukaryota; Metazoa; Chordata; Actinopteri; Pleuronectiformes; Scophthalmidae. Gene Ontology annotation, biological process: chitin catabolic process; carbohydrate metabolic process. The coding region runs from base 97 to 1458 and encodes 453 amino acids. Gene Ontology annotation, molecular function: chitin binding; chitinase activity.